AUGGACAGCGAGGAGCUGCUCUCUUACUCUCGGGCCGACACUUGUCCCGUUCCCAUGUCGCAGCUGCCCUGGGUCCAGAAGCAGCCGCAUUCGCCUUGGCUCCUCGUCCACUUCCACGGAGGAGGCUUUGUGGCCCAGACGUCCAGAUCUCAUGAAAGUCUCACUGGCCUUGGCCUCGUCAGCCCACGGCAAUGCUUCAGUUUCACAUUUCCUGUUUUGGCCGCCUGUGACGCAGAAGUUGAGGCCUGCCUGAACUCUUUGCCACUCAACACCUGUCCUCCUUGA
Messenger RNA from Knipowitschia caucasica, 285 nucleotides. Lineage: Eukaryota; Metazoa; Chordata; Actinopteri; Gobiiformes; Gobiidae. The record is from the annotation of a GenBank genome assembly.